AUGGCCGACGACGACAACAGGAAGAAGCAGGAGUUAGAUAGAGGGUACAAGGUGCGUCCCGAGGUACGGAUCGACGAAGCGCUUUCGCCCGUCGGUCCUGGCGCAGGCCUUUUCGUGGCCCUCGGGAUAAGUACUCGCCGCCGCUCGUGGCGAGCGCGGCGGGGAAACCAACGUGCGCUGAAUUUGAGUCUUCACUGUCUUCUGUUUGUUACGUUGUUUGUCAUUCUCGGGCUUCCACGUUAG
Molecule: messenger RNA, 243 nt
Organism: Sparassis crispa
Lineage: Eukaryota; Fungi; Basidiomycota; Agaricomycetes; Polyporales; Sparassidaceae
Exons: 1
Coding region: 1-243 (80 amino acids)
Source: RefSeq, a predicted model, not a curated record